CGCUUCUACAUAGUGGGUCGAGGCAAGAACAAGGAUCAGAAGCGCAUCCUCAAGAUCGACCGAUCCGAGCCGUCGGAGCUGGUGCUGGUGGAGGAUCCAACGGUGUACACUGCUCGGCAGUGCUCUGCACUGCUGCAGCAGCUCGCAGAGGGAAACCGCAGCUCGGGAGGGCUUCGCCUGGUCACCAAGGCCUAUGGCAUUGUUGGGUGUGUGCGGUUCCUAGAGCCCUGGUACCUCAUUCUGGUGCGGCGGCGGCGGCAGGUGGGGUGCAUGAGGGGGCAUGCAGUGUUCCGCAUUGAGGAGAGCCUGGUGUUGACGGUGCCCCACGCCAGCGUGCACACGAGCGUGGCUUCUAGCACCAUGGAGCAGCGGUACAAGAGGCUGCUGUCAGGGGUCGACCUCACAAAGGACUUCUUCUACUCGCACUCCUACCCUGUCAUGCGCUCACUACAAGACAACGUCUGCCGUACCGUCACCGGGUGCACCGAGUGUGGCAGCAGCAGCGUGGGAUUGGGACCAUGCACGGGCAUGGCCCAUAUGGCCCAUGAGCACAUGGGUAACGUGCCCCGCAUGGGUCACAUGGCCCACAUGGCUCAUGAGCACAUGUUUGUGUGGAAUUCGUUCCUCACACGUUCCAUCCGCCACGCCCUCGGCACCAACCGAUGGACGCUCGCUCUCUCCCACGGCUUCUUCCACCAGGAGCGCAUGUCCAUCUUUGGCCGAGUCAUUUCACUUGUCCUCAUAGCCCGUCGCUCGCGCCACUUUGCCGGCACGCGUUAUCUCAAGAGGGGGGUGAACGACCGGGGGCGAGUGGCCAACGAGGUGGAGGUGGAGCAGCUGCUGCUCGACCACUCCCACGAACCCAUCCUACCGCCUCCCACCGCUCUGCACCGGGAACCCAUGCCAUCAUUUGCUCCUGGACCUGUCCCAACCACUCACCGCCUGCAACACCAGUCCAUUUAUCAUCACAGGCAGCAGCAGCAGCAGCAGCAGCAUGCCACGUCGCCACCCCCUUCGCCUGCCUCCUCCUCUUCUUUUCUGCUUGUCCAACCGUUCCCAUCACUCCCUUCCUCCACCACCCACCCUCCUCCUAUCAGCCCCAGGGAAAACAUUUUCCAGAUAACGCCUGUGCCCGGGGAUAGUCCAGCAGGCUCUGCAGCAGCAUCAGCAGCAGAAGCGGCGGUGGCGGCGGCGGCAGCGGUGGCGGUGGCAGCGGUGGGAGCAGCGUCAGCAGCAGCGCUGCCAGCGAUGGCGAGUGUGGUGCAGGUGAGGGGGUCCAUUCCCCUCUUCUGGUCGCAGCAGGCAUCGAGACUCAGCCCCAAGCCAGAUAUCGUGUUGCACCGCUAUGACCCCAUGUACACGGCAGCACGGCUGCACUUUGAGAAUCUCAUGGAGCGGUACGGCCGCCCCAUCAUCAUCCUCAACCUCAUUAAGACAGUGGAGAAGCACCCUCGUGAGAUGAUUCUUCGGAGGGAGUUCGCCAUGGCAGUGGCGUAUCUCAACCGAGUGCUGCCACCCCCCUCCGCCCUCACCUACAUCCACUGGGACUUUUCAAGAUAUGCCAAGAGCAGUGCCAACGCGGCCACCACUCCAGCAGGGGUAACCAGCGCAGCAGCAAGUGCACUCAGCACUCUCACCACCACUCCCAACGCACCCACCAUUCCCAACACACCCACCACACUCCACACCCUUACCACUCAUCCCAGUCCCUUCUCCUCCUUCCCCUCCUCCUCCCUCAUCUCCCCCUCCUCCUCCCUCAUCUCCCCCUCCUCCCCUUCUGCCUCCUCCUUCUCGCUCUCGCCUCCUUCGCUCUCUCCUCGAGCCACCAACACCAGCGCCACCAACGCCCAAGCAAGCAGUGGCAGCGGCAGCAGAGGGAGUGGCAGCAACAGCGGCAGCGGCAGUGGCACCAGCAGUAGCACCGGCGGCAGUGGGGGAAAUGGCAGCGGCAGCGAGAAGAGCAAGGGCAGUGUGGCGGAGGGGGUGUUGGGUGCGCUGGCAGCAAUCGCCAGGGAGUGCCUCGCCAAGACCGGCUUCUUUUACUCCGGCCAGCUCGCCAGUUUGGGGGAGGGGGUGUUGGGUGCGCUGGCAGCAAUCGCCAGGGAGUGCCUCGCCAAGACCGGCUUCGUUUACCCCGGCCAGCUCGCCAGAUUCCACAAGGCAUGCUUUGUGUCGCAUCUGCUUGCCCUUUGCUUCCUCCCUUGUUUCCCCAUCUCCUCUGCGCCUCCCCCUCUAUUCCACCCCAAUGCAUGCAAUCUCGCCAGGGCUGCCACCAAGGCGUGCUUCUCUUCCUGCCCUGCCGCCCCUCGCUCUGCCCCAUUGCCCUCCCCCUGCCUCACCGCCCCUCCCUCUUCCCCACCACCCCUCCCUCUGCUCCCCUGCCUACCCAAUGCAUGCAAUCUCGCCAGGGCUGCCACCAAGACUUUCUUCUCUUCCCGCGCCACCGCCCCUCCCUCUGCCGCCACCACUACUGCUGCUGCACCCAGCACAACUGGACCGGAGGAGGGGGUCCGAAGCAAAGGAGGCAGCAAGGGAGCAGCAGCAGCAGCAGCAGCAGCAGUGGCAGCAGCGGCAGCGGAGGAGGAGGAGGAGACAGGGAGAUGGGUGCGUCCCCCACAGCUGCAGCACGGAAUCGUCCGAACCAACUGUCUCGACUGCCUGGACCGCACCAACGUGGCCCAGUUCGUGAUUGGUCGAGAGGCCCUCGCCCACCAGCUCCACUCCCUGGGAAUCACAGAUUCGCCGCAUCUGGACAGCAAGAGUGACGUGGGGAAGCGGCUGCAGGGGAUGUACAUCGCGAUGGGGGAUGCGCUGGCGCUGCAGUAUGGGGGGUCGGCGGCGCAUAACCUGGUGAUUGCUGAGAGGCCGGGCACGUGGCGAUCGACUCUGCAGUCUCAGGAGGUGCUCAAGUCACUGCAUCGGUACUACAGCAAUGCUAUUACUGAUGCUGACAAGCAAGACGCCAUCAACCUGUGA
Molecule: messenger RNA, 2976 nt
Organism: Closterium sp. Naga37s-1
Lineage: Eukaryota; Viridiplantae; Streptophyta; Zygnematophyceae; Desmidiales; Closteriaceae
Source: the annotation of a GenBank genome assembly